CAACAAUGGUGGAUACCGAUGAUAGUUUUGAGUGGGGAAGUGAUGGUGACGCUGAACCCUCAUCAGCCCCGGCCUUGAGGAACAUGGAUGCUGCUGGUCCAUCAACAUUGGUACACCAGGAUCCUAAUGGGCGGGCUAAUGGGGAAGCACCACCUAAUUCUUUAGUCGAGGGAUAUGUGGGAAUGGGUUUCACAAGAGAGAUGGUCGUGAAGGGCAUUAAACAGAUUGGGUACAGUGAUUCAAAUGCAUUGCUUGAGCUACUUCUCACAUAUAAGGCACUUGGAGAUGAGGCUGCGGGUAAUUGCUCUACUUCUGGUCUCAUCUCCCAGAGUGUUGAAGAUGAUGAUGAUUUUGAUUUUGAAAACUGGGAUGGAGAUGACGAUGCUGAUGGGAGAGAACCCAACUCUGAUGAUUCUGGUCAUGAGGUAGUUAUUUCAAGUGUAAGGCGACUAGGCGAGGAGCAUUUGUGUUCAUGCAUACAUUUAGUCUUCUAUUUGCUCAAACAGCACUGGAGAAUAACAAAGAUGUCAGAGAAGGACAACAAGAUCAAGUCCUUAGUGAACAUGGGUUUUGCUGAAGAUGAAGCAAAUAGGGCUAUUACCAGAUGUGGUGUGGAUGCCUCUGUGUGUGUAUUAGUCGAUUCGAUCUAUGCAUCCCAAGCUGCAGGAAAUUGUAGUUAUAUGAAUCAAUCUGAAUAUGAGGUUACUGAUAGGGGCUUUGAUUCCUUUGGAGUGAGAAAGAAAGCAAGAUUGAUGGAGGAGAGCAAGAAAAAAAUGAAACAUUAUGGAAGUGGAGCACAAGGAAGUCGCUCCUCCUUGGAUGGUAACCAUGGUGAACUAAUGUGGCUCCCACAUCCGAUGGUUGGAUUCAACCUACCUACUGAUAGGCUACGGUCAGUGACAAGAAGUCUUCCUAAACAAGCUAUUGGCCCACCUUACUUCUACUAUGAAAAUAUGGCUAGAGCUCCAAUAAAUGUAUGGAAGGAAAUUUCCAGAUCCCUGUAUGACGUAGAACCUGAGUUUGUGGAUUCUAGAUUCUUCUGUGCAGCUGCUCGGGAAAGUGGCUAUGUCCAUAAUUUGCCGAUUGAGAAAAGGUCACCUCUCCGUCCUCUCCCUCCAAAGACCAUAUUUGAGGCCUUUCCUCAUUAUAAGAAGUGGUGGCCUACCUGGGACCACAGAGAGCAGCUCAAUUGCUUUGAGACCCGUGUGGCAAGUCCAAAACAGAUAAAAAAGAUCGAAUGUGCUCUUGUAAGGUCAAGUAAUCCACCACCUCUAACAGUUCAGAAGUAUGUAAUGGACCAGUGCAGAGAAUGGAACCUUGUUUGGGUUGGAAAGAACAAGGUUGCCCCUCUAGAGCAAGAUGAGAUGGAAUAUUUACACGGUUUUCCAAGAAACCAUACGAGAGGAGUGGCCAGUAGAAAGAGGUACAAGUGUCUUGGUGAUUCUUUCCAAGUUGAUACUGUCGGCUACCACUUGUCGGUGUUGAAGGACAUGUAUCCGAAUGGUGUUAAUGUGCUAUCCUUAUUCACCGGUAUUGGAGGAGGAGAGGUAGCUUUGCACAGGCUUGGAAUCCACAUGAAAACAGUGAUAUCUGUUGAGAUAAGUGAAGAUAACAGGAGGAUUCUGAGGGGUUGGUGGGAUCAGACACAAACUGGCACGCUAAUUGAGAUUGCUGAUGUGAAGUCUCUCACUAAUGAUAGAAUUGCAUCAUUUAUUGGUAGAUUUGGUCGAUUUGACUUGGUGAUAGGGGGCCUGGAGGGUGAGCAACCUGCUUUAUUCUACCACUAUUGUAGAAUCUUGAAAGCCGUCAAGUCAGCUACGGCAAGGAUGUAGCUGAAGCUAUUCCCGUAUCAGUCGAAAGGAUCUUGUUUCCUGGCCGUCAUUAUGUGAGUAUUCUUCUGCU
Molecule: messenger RNA, 1902 nt
Organism: Lolium rigidum
Lineage: Eukaryota; Viridiplantae; Streptophyta; Magnoliopsida; Poales; Poaceae
Product: DNA (cytosine-5)-methyltransferase DRM2-like
Exons: 9
Coding region: 6-1832 (608 amino acids)
Cellular component (GO): nucleus
Molecular function (GO): protein binding; DNA (cytosine-5-)-methyltransferase activity
Source: RefSeq, a predicted model, not a curated record